AUGGACCCCUACGACAGCGAUUCCAGUCUCGACGAAGACUUUACCGAGACCGGCGUGCUCCUUGGCUACGCUGCCGAGGAAGUCAUCGAGGACACCAUCAGCCAUCUGGGCGGCUGGCCGAAAUGGCUCGAUGACAAGACUCCGCCUCCGGGCGACUAUGCAAACUGCAAAGUCUGCAAUAGCGCGAUGCUUCUGCUCCUCGAACUGCACGGCGACCUGCCCGACCACUUCCCAACCGACGAGCGCCGUUUGUACCUGUUCGGAUGCCCCAGAAAGCCAUGCAACCGAAAACCUGGCAGCAUCCGGGCCUACCGCUCAAUUCGCAAGGUCACGUUGGAAAGCAUCCAGGAACAAUGUAAGCAAGUGAAGGAGAAGGAGACGGAGCCAGAGCCCAAGCCGAGUGCACCCCCAAAGCCCAAGACAGAUCUGGGCGCGAGUCUUUUCGGCGCUACGUCGUUGACGAGCAGUGUUUCUGCAAACUCCAACCCUUUCUCCAACCCUUUCUCGUCAAACCCGGCUCCAGCGGCGUCUGAUGCCAACCCGUUCGCGAUGCCCAAGCCCGCAACGACGACCCCCGCCCCGUCUACGAUCUCCACCAAUGCUCUGGCCGAAUCAUUCGCUGACAAAGUCCGGCUUUCGUCUCCAGGCCCUGCAAACCCCUCUGCAGCCACCAAACCCAAACCCGAAUCGCAGGCGCAGGCUCCAUGGCCCGCUCAGUCUGAUUUCCCCGCUCCCUAUACAAACUUCUACCUGGACGCUGAAUACGAGACAAUGUCUCGGCCGUCUACGCCUACUAUCCCCGAGAACGUCACCAUGGAACCCAUGGACGAAGAAGGUCAGAGCAGUGGCACCGCCGAGUUGAAGGAUACCUUCGAGUCGGAGAUCGACAAGGCAUUCAUGAAGUUCUCUACUCGGCUUGCGCAUAACCCGGAACAAGUGCUGCGCUACGAAUACCGCGGUUCUCCGCUGCUCUACAAUUACGCAGAUCAGAUUGGCAAGCGCCUGCACCCGGAGCAUUCUGCUGGCCAUGUGACUACCACCGGUGGUGGGAACAUGCCGCCGUGUGAGUACUGCGGUAGUGGGCGGGUAUUUGAGAUGCAGCUUACGCCGCAUGCUAUCAGUGUGUUGGAAGAGGGACGCCCCGGCGUCGGCUUGGGAGAGGGUGAAGGGGGGAUGGAAUGGGGCACUAUCAUUCUGGGUGUUUGUAGCAAGGACUGUGGGCCAGAGACCAUCGGCCAGGUUGGCUGGCGCGAGGAGUGGGCUGGUGUGCAGUGGGAAGAGAUGAAAUAG
Penicillium cinerascens is the source of this 1290-nucleotide messenger RNA. Its product is annotated as small subunit rRNA maturation protein TSR4. The record is from RefSeq and is a predicted model, not a curated record. The transcript is spliced from 2 exons. Gene Ontology annotation, biological process: maturation of SSU-rRNA. NCBI's taxonomy places the organism in Eukaryota, Fungi, Ascomycota, Eurotiomycetes, Eurotiales, Aspergillaceae. Bases 1 to 1290 code for a protein of 429 amino acids. Gene Ontology annotation, cellular component: cytoplasm.